Messenger RNA from Gongylonema pulchrum, 444 nucleotides. The record is from the annotation of a GenBank genome assembly. Lineage: Eukaryota; Metazoa; Nematoda; Chromadorea; Rhabditida; Gongylonematidae.
CGCCACUCAGCGCUACGCAAAGUGCGAUUUCAGGAGCACGACUGGAUAACCAAGAAUGGCCGCUAUCCGAUGCCUUCUGAAACGGAGAAUUGUGAACUAGUCACGGUUACUGAUGAAGAAAUUAAGAACUGCGUCCGGACAGUGCCGCAUCUUGAUACUUUGAUCCUGGUGAAAGCCAUGGUACAUCGAAGAACAUUCAGCCAUCCUUUCAGGUCGAAAAGAAAGGAAAGUGUUAAUUUACGGAAAACAGCGUCGGCAAGUGAUUCAUUGCAGUUGAGUGAAAGAAGUCGAAGUAUGGAAAUUGAACAUAUGUUGGACAAAAAGUCAGGUAAAACAGUAGAAGCGGAGAUGAAGAAUCUUUCGCUGCGAGUUAAACCAGCCGAAGCAGCAGUGGCUUGUGGAAAUGGCAGGAGUAGUAGUCAGCGGGCUUCCAGCCGUUUCUAA